AUGACAUUCUCAGACCUGAUUGUUGGGAAAAUGAAACUAGCAGAGAUGAAUAGAGCUUGUAAACAAGAUCUAUUGGCCGGUUUGACACCUACUCAAUGUGGCCUUUUCCCGAAACGGAUCGGGAUGACUUGCCAAUGGCUUACUUACUUGAGAAUUGCUGAUUGUCUCAAAAAAGGCCACUCCGUCGACCCACAGAACAUCUACCUCUGCUUCGUCGGCCCGAGGCCCAUCUUGUCUGCCCUCCCCUCUCCGACAGGACGCAGUGAAAGUCCGGUUUCCCGAAACCGCGUUUUCUGUCUUGUGGACCUUUCGACGCCCCCUGGCGAAGCUGCCAGACACCCGGCAACCGGGCUCUGCCCGAAUCUCGUCAUCAUCUCUUGCCGGCACCAAUUGAUGCUACAAUCCCCAGGUGACAGGUAG
This is a messenger RNA of Protopolystoma xenopodis, 420 nucleotides long. NCBI's taxonomy places the organism in Eukaryota, Metazoa, Platyhelminthes, Monogenea, Polystomatidea, Polystomatidae. The record is from the annotation of a GenBank genome assembly.